Molecule: messenger RNA, 1091 nt
Organism: Durusdinium trenchii
Lineage: Eukaryota; Dinophyceae; Suessiales; Symbiodiniaceae
Source: the annotation of a GenBank genome assembly
CAAGCAUCUUAGUAGUCAGUUGUCAAUCCUGCAUUGUUCAUUGCAGACCGCACCUUUCUUCCCCUUUGCAAUUGGUUGGUGUUCAUACGCUGCUCAUAGCGAUGACUGAAGCGCUAUUCCACUCACGAGGAAAGAAGCUCUGAUGCCUCGGACAAGGGGAAAGCAUGCAAGGGCAGCAAAAGCCGCUUCAGGAAGAGAAUGAGGAGAAGACGCGAGUGGCUCCCGGUCAGUCCCUGAAGCCUGCCACAAGCGAUGUCUUCCAGAGGCUUCAUGCCUCCCAUGCUGCCAGAAUGGAAAAGUUGAGCGCAAUGAAGGAGCUGGCUGAGCGAGAAGAAGCUGAGAGGUUGCAAGAGUUGCGGCGACGCACCAUCCGUACCUGUUCUUCAGAAGAUGAGGCAGGGCAGAUCUAUGGGCGCCUCUACCAGGAGGCCGAACUGCAGAGGCAGCGCCGCGAGCUGCGAGAGCAGCAGGAUGAGGCCGCUUCGACGUCCACGCCCACCAUUUCUUCCAAGAGUCAGGACCCACCUCGAUGGGAGCAGCUUUACAACAGCGCCCCACUGAAGGAGAAGCGCCUGGGAGAAGAGCGCCAGAAGGCGCACGAAGAAGAGGAGAAGUGGCUGGCGCAGAACUGCAUCCAUCGAAGUGUUGCUGAUGUUCAUCCAGAUGAGAUCUUCCAACGGCUCUACCAUGAGAAGUUCCGUCGGGAGAACCGAAUGGAGAAGCUCCGGGCUGCAAAUGCUGCAAGCCAAGCACAGCAGCUGGCAUCUGGUUCCGUCCACGCAAGCUGCCAACUCUCCGAAGCUGAGCUGAUGGAUCGGACGAGGCGCCUCUACGAGGAUGGAUUGCAGCGACUGGAGCGAUUGGAGGUCGCCCGGCAGCAGAACAACCAGCAGCGGAAGGACCAGGCUCCCCGCCGCAGUGUCUCCAGUGGCCCCUCAAGGUUCGAAAUGCUCUACAGUGAUGCCAGCCGCCGUGAAGAGGAUCGGAGGCAUUUGCAGGACGGGGUGCUUUUGCACACUGGUCCGCAGCCCAAAAACAUCAAGAAAGCCUCCUGCGCUGGCGUUGGCCAACUUGGGUCACCUGAAGAUUAG